AAUAGAAGGGAGCGGGGCGAGCGGCGGCUCAUAAAGCGCCUGGAGCCGGGGCGCGUCGCAAAGCGCGUCUUUCUGCCACAAUAGAGCGACGACGCGGCCCGAAAGAAGCGCCGCCAGAGCGAACGCGAGGGCUUCGAUUCCUUUGAGCUGCACGUUACGAAGUCUUAAAUGCAACGUUGUUUGAUAUAUGAGAAAACGAUGGCAGCCGAGACGAAGAACGGCGGGACUUCGCUGAACAACAGCUGUAAAGACCACAGCCGGAGGAAGUUACUGGUCGGAGUGGACCUCUUCUGCCUGUUCCUGGUGCUGCUCGUGGCCGCGUUCCUGCACCGGGCGCCCUUCGCUCCGUACCAGAGGGGCUUCUUCUGCGCCGACGACAGCAUCCGGCUGCCGUACAAGAGCAGCACGGUGCCCAGCGCCGCGCUCACGGCCGUGGGCGUCGCCGCGCCCGUGGUCUCAAUCAUCAUCGGCGAGAGUUACAGGAUCUACUUCCUCAACGAAGGAUCCAAGUCUUUCGUGGGGAACCCGUACAUUUCUGCGCUCUACAAGCAGGUGGGCGUGUUCAUGUUCGGCUGCGCCAUCAGCACGUCCUUCACCGACAUCGCCAAGGUGUCCGUGGGCCGCAUGCGCCCCCACUUCCUGGACGUGUGCAAGCCUGACUUCUCCACCAUCAACUGCUCCCUCGGCUACAUCACAGACUACGAGUGUCAGGGGCCGGAGAGCAAAGUUCAGGAGGCCAGGAAGUCCUUCUUCUCCGGACACGCCUCGUUUUCCAUGUACACCAUGCUGUAUCUGGUGUUUUACCUGCAGUCGCGGUUCACCUGGCACGGCGCCCGCCUCCUGCGACCCCUGACCCAGUUCACCCUCAUCAUGAUGUCCUUCUACACCGGCCUGUCCCGCGUCUCCGAUCACAAGCACCACCCCACUGACGUGCUGGCCGGCUUUGUGCAGGGAGCCCUGGUGGCCUACUGCGUGGUGUUCUUUGUGUCCGACUUGUUCAAGCCCAAAGGCAGAUGCUCGACGAUGCUCCCGACUCCGGUGAAGAAGGAUCUGGUGGCUCCAGCGGACAUCAGAGAACGGAGCAACCCUCUCGUCAUGGCAUAGGGACAGUCUAUAGCCCCCUACUACAGCUGCUAGUCAGAACUGGAUUAAAUACACCCCAAACGGACAUGGACUCAUCGCAGAGGACGAGAGGAAGCCGCAGUCAAACCAUCGAGCGGCUCACGCUGCGUGGAUGGAAACCGGCAUCGUUUCCUCCGCCUCGGCCCGUUUAAUGUGGAAAAGAAGCAUAUUCUGUUAUGACGAUUACUGGAGAGGCUCCUCUGUGGAGCUUUCUACUAAAAAAAAAACUCCCCAAUCAAACAAACCCGAGAAGAGGCAGCUUGUAAGAAAGCUACGCGUGGCAUCUCAUCUGCAUCCAGGACGGGGGACACGCUAACAUGACACUCACUCACUGUGACUCACACGACACAAAUUCCUUGAUUUCAGGAAGGAUAAUGUUCUUAGAUCGUAGCCAUCCUCUGUACUGUUUAUCACCACUUGAAUGAGCUGAUGUGAAGCUUUUGAAAAGCUUUGUACCUGUUUACUGUCCACGGCGUGGUGGGGGUAGGGGUGGGGGGUGCAGAGCAGCAUGCGUUGGACGUGGGCCUCUUUCCGCUGGCAGGGACGAGCCCCCCCACUGAGCCAUUUAAUGAAGCGCAUCGCACACGUACCAGACGGGUCGGCGUGAGCUGGGCCGAGCGGAGGCCAGCGUGUCUAAAUGUCAUGUCUAUAUAUUUCCGUGUUUAUGGCCCGCGGGUGCUCCUCCGGCCGGAGAACGGGCACCUGCUUCACCCGACGCAUGUAACUCGAGACACGAGCGCUGUGGAACCAACAGUCUAUGAACGUAGACGUUGCUAAUCGUGACAAACCCUGUGAUCUAUAGGCUCCACAGACGUUUAAUGUUAAAACACAGGGCAAGGACUCGUUGCUUAUACUGUAAUAAAGUUUCAGUACCAAAGCGGACUUUACCAAAACGCAUGCGCAGUAGAUCACAGCAGGGUCUCUAAUGAGGAUUUCUGAAUUCUAUUUGACGAAAAUGAGCACAUUGAAUUGAACAUGAACCUAUUGUAAUACUCUAUGCUUGCAUACUUACGUACUUAAAACCACUGAACGCAUCGUCCUGACUUUGUUUUACGUCACUGUGACAAAGAGGAGCCGGUCCUUGUUCUUCCGUCGUGCGUAUAAACAAAGUCUGCAUGCUACUAUACGUUUCAUAAUACAGCACCAGGCGGUAUGUAUUUUUUUAAUAAAGUAAUAAUAAUUAACACCCACUAUGACUUUGUGUUGAGACCUGUGUAUCUGUAACCACGUUGCUUUAGAGAAGCAGACGUUAUUCAGUGAAGAACAAAGCUCUGCUUUGGGACAACUUUUGUAUUGUUUUGCAUAUUUUUCAAAAUGCCUUGUGAAUUUUUGUACAAAGAAUGUAUCUGAGGUGAAGUGUCUUGAUAAAUAAAAGACAGGAACUGAG
This is a messenger RNA of Betta splendens (Siamese fighting fish), 2509 nucleotides long. RefSeq names its product phospholipid phosphatase 3-like. Gene Ontology annotation, biological process: phospholipid dephosphorylation; phospholipid metabolic process; canonical Wnt signaling pathway. The record is from RefSeq and is a predicted model, not a curated record. NCBI's taxonomy places the organism in Eukaryota, Metazoa, Chordata, Actinopteri, Anabantiformes, Osphronemidae. The coding region runs from base 169 to 1104 and encodes 311 amino acids. The transcript is spliced from 6 exons. Gene Ontology annotation, molecular function: phosphatidate phosphatase activity.